Molecule: messenger RNA, 604 nt
Organism: Rhododendron vialii
Lineage: Eukaryota; Viridiplantae; Streptophyta; Magnoliopsida; Ericales; Ericaceae
Exons: 1
Coding region: 8-604 (198 amino acids)
Source: RefSeq, a predicted model, not a curated record
ACUAACCAUGAACCAUUCAAUUGUCCAGACCAUCUCAGAGUGCUACAUCAAACCACUAUAUCCAGCAGAAGAGGUCAAGCCUCCCUUCCACUUGGCCUUCUGGGACAUAGCCAUGCUCUCUGUGCAUUACAUCCAAAAGGGUCAUCUGUUCAUUAAGCCCCAAAUAACAAGUGAUCAAGAAAACCCAGUUGAAUCCCUCCUAAAUAGGCUCAAGGAUUCCCUCUCUCUCACCCUGGUUCAUUUCUACCCCCUGGCCGGUCGAUUCGCAACCGUAAAACAAGAAAACCUGCCGUCUUACUAUGUGUACAUCGAUUGCAACACUAGUCCCGGAGCUAAAUUUAUCUAUGCAACUGCGGAUUUGACUAUCGCCGAUAUUCUUUCACCUGUUGAUGUUCCUGUAGUUGUUCAAUCCUUCUUUGAUCACGACAGGGCAGUUAAUCACGAUGGGCAUUCGAUGUCCCUGCUGUCAAUUCAAGUCACAGAGUUAAUCGAUGGGAUAUUCAUCGGUUGUUCAGCCAACCAAGCAGUUGUUGAUGGAACAUCUUUUGGUUAUUCAAUUUUGAUUAUUACAUUGCAGAUGCUCUUAGUAAUGCUUCUAUUAUAA